Messenger RNA from Caenorhabditis bovis, 1038 nucleotides. The record is from the annotation of a GenBank genome assembly. NCBI's taxonomy places the organism in Eukaryota, Metazoa, Nematoda, Chromadorea, Rhabditida, Rhabditidae.
AUGCUUGGGAGCCUUUUCAUAUUGUUAUCGUCGAUUCCACUAGUGUUAUCAUGGCCGGAUGGCGCGCCAUGUGUACACGCCGCGUUUGAGAGCAUGAACCCAUUGGAAGCUGUCGAGCAUCAAGGUGGACUUCAGCUCAGCGUGCCGCCGUAUGAGAUCGCGAUUGAUCAGAAAUGCUACUGGAGGAAUCAGCCGAUUGGGUUAACACUUCAAGGACUCAAUGAAUCGGUGUUUUUCAAAGGAUUCGUCAUUCAGCCAUUCAAAUGGAACAACGAUCAACUAGGAAAUAGAAUUGGGCAAUUGGUGCGAUUGGAUGACAAUGGCUCAUGGCAGCAGCAAUGCUUCAGAUUCAAAGAUUCGGCAACACAUUCUCACGAUGAGAAGAAGAAACAUAUCAAGAUGUGGUGGAAGAACGAUGACGAACUCGAUACCGUACAAUUUGUAGCAACCGUCGUGAAGCAUCAGACCAUGUUCUGGGUGAAAUCGGUCCGAUCGCGUCCGAUUCCGCCGUGUCGCCUCAACCGCGACGGAUUCCCUUCAUAUCGCGCUCCACUGCCAACAGUGCCGCCGCCGGUCAAACAAUUCAAAAUGGAGACGUUCCGAGUGUUCGACUCGAUUGGUGCCGAGACACUUGAUCAAACACUUCACAAUCAACCGCAGCCGUCGCCGAUUGCCACGUCACCGACAAUGACCAAAAUAAUUCCGGUUGUAGAUGGAUUCCAAAGAGGUUCGGCUUCAUUCAGUGCUCAAGUUCAGACUUCCACUGCUCCACCUCCACUGCCAGCUACUGUUCAGACAACCACCUUCCGACCGAUUCCAGCGAGACCACGUCAACAAAUCGUCGCCCAGCAACCGUCACCAGCUUUUCGCCGUCGCGGUCAGAGCACGUUCCGUCAAUCAUCAUCCUUCUCGAGUGGCACCUGCAUCGAUCGCGAUCCUCAAAAUCGAUGCCCUCAAUGGCGCCAAUUCUGUCGGUCGCCAUCGCACCAACGCUAUUUGUCGACGUUCUGCGCGAGAACCUGCCAGUUCUGCCGUUAA